GCAAAGCUCAUCAUGGCAGCCCUUAUCUCCACACUGCAAUUGCUCUUCCUUGGGGCUCUGAUUUCCCCCGUCUAUUUGCAGGAUCCUUGUCAACUUAUCCAGAAUACCACUAAUCCUGGCUCUUACAAUCUAUCUGUGAACCCUGCUGUCUACAUGGCAAACACAAACUACAGUGUAACCAUCAGUGGAGUCGUGGGCGGCAGCUUGGUUAUCCUGCAGGCCCUCAAUUCCCAGAACUCCUCUGUGGGCCAGUGGGACGCUCUAGUUGUGAACUGCAGCAACAGCCUAUCAGUAGUGCAGCAAAAUAUCACCAACACAGCCACAGUACAAUGGACAUCUCCAACCAGUGGGUCAGCCCCUGUGGAAAUAAGGGUGCUUGUGACUUUUUCCAAUGACUCUACCCUUCCCCAGCUCCAGAAGACAACCCUGAAUACAGCAUCUACAGCCUCACCUGGAUCGACGACAAACACACCCACCACACCUGCCAGCACCACCAGUUCCGUCUCCACGGUGCAGGCCAGCUCCUUCCUCCUGGCAGCCGUCCACCUGCUGUCACUCUUUGUUACUGGCAAACUGUUCUCCUAGUGGGAAACAGCACCUCAGUUGAGCCACGCCCUUCCAUCUUUGCUUUCCUCCUGGGUGCAAGGGUGGAUGGCUGAUCUACUCAGGAAGUCUCUCUUCUACUGUUAUGUAUUUAAGAAUGAUGACUGCACUUUCUUUUACACUCUACUUGACCAGAGAGCUGACACCCAACCCCAUUGCCAGCAGCAGGAAACACAUGAAGAAAUUCUGACACAUACUUGUCUCAAGAGUUUUCAUGAGCUGAAAUGUUCUGUAGCAAGUCAGGAUUUUCUACAUUCAUAGAGUGUAGAACAGCAUCGGGUAGAGUAGUCUGAUAAAGGUGACUGAACAAGGUAACACCAGGGGUUCCUUCCAUCCUGAUCUUCUACAGGUCUAUGAAGCAGAGACAGCAUGUGUCUACCACCAGGAGGGCUAAGCUGCUUUCCACAUUAGGGCACUGCAGGUUGAUAACGGGCAUGGGGAAGGGUCUUCCACAGCUGC
This is a messenger RNA of Terrapene triunguis (Three-toed box turtle), 1062 nucleotides long. RefSeq names its product placenta-expressed transcript 1 protein-like. Gene Ontology annotation, biological process: negative regulation of cell-matrix adhesion; wound healing, spreading of epidermal cells; positive regulation of cell migration. The transcript is spliced from 4 exons. Bases 13 to 585 code for a protein of 190 amino acids. The record is from RefSeq and is a predicted model, not a curated record. Gene Ontology annotation, cellular component: external side of plasma membrane; apical plasma membrane. NCBI's taxonomy places the organism in Eukaryota, Metazoa, Chordata, Testudines, Emydidae.